Molecule: messenger RNA, 2418 nt
Organism: Fusarium subglutinans
Lineage: Eukaryota; Fungi; Ascomycota; Sordariomycetes; Hypocreales; Nectriaceae
Exons: 9
Coding region: 1-2418 (805 amino acids)
Source: RefSeq, a predicted model, not a curated record
AUGCCCAGAGGAGAGACUCCCCAGAUAUCUUGGCCUUAUCAUCGAAGGAACAGGGAGAGGCAGCAGCGUUUGAAAAAGGCCAUCCCUGAGGCUUGGAGGGUCGAGGCUGAUGCAUCCAUCACCAACCCGCACAUUUACCUCGAGGCUGACAAGGUUGGCCAGAUUCUUUCAAACGAGGAGCUGGCCAUCACAAAAUACGAUGCUGUCGAGAUCCUGUCACAGAUUCACUCGGGCAGAGUGACCAGCGAGUUUGUCACCACGGCAUUUUGCAAACGUGCGGCUGUGGCGUACGCUGUUACGAACCCCUUAUGUGAGAUUUUCUUUGAUGAAGGCAUCGCUAGGGCCAAGGAACUUGACAAGUACUUCGAAGAGACUGGCAAAGUGGUUGGACCCUUGCAUGGUCUGCCGAUUUACGUCAAGGACCACAUUGAUGUUCAAGGCAAAGAUACCAACAUGGGUCUGACCGCUUGGUACGGCAAUGUUGCAGAGCAGCAUGCUGCUAGCGCCCAAAUCCUUUAUGAUGCAGGAGCUGUUCUUUACUGCAAAACGUCAAUGCCUCAAGCUGGAAUGGCGAAUGAGACUGUAUCUCCCAUUCACGGCACAACUAAAUGUGCUUACAGCACCUUGCUGACCAGUGGCGGAAGCUCUGGCGGCGAGGGUUCCCUGAUUGGCAUGUUCGGAAGUCCUAUGGGAGUAGGAACGGACAUUGCCGGCAGUAUUCGUUCACCGGAUUCAUACAACGGAAUCUAUGGAUUCAAGCCCUCCGGAAGACGGCUGCCUCUUUUCGGAGAGUGGACAACAGAUUCAGGCAAUGUUGGUAUCUUGGUACCCCUUGGACCAAUCGCCCGCAGCCUCAGGGACUGUGAGCUCUUCAUGCGUGUCAUGCUCAACGCAGAGCCAUGGGACGUUGAUCCCGCUGUUCUGCGCAUGCCUUGGAGGUUCAACUUACGGAAACACUGCACGCGCGCACGUCGCGGACAGCGCGCUUACAGCGGUCGCACACAGAUCGUGCCCACUAACAGCGCAGCGUUCGAUCGACAGCGCUACCCCAUUCGACCGACUUAUACCCUUGGACGCAAUUGUUCGGGCACCAACACUCCAAGCUUCAAAAGCCCCACGCCCCCAAAUAUUGCGCUUAUACCAGACAACACUGGCCCCAUGUUCAGGUUUCAGGACCUUCUCGAUACAACCGCUCCUCACGCUUUUACUCUAGGGGCGGUCCUGGUUGUCGCUCUACUGGCGACUCUCGCAAGAUCUUGGCUCGCCCAGCCUUCCAAAAGAGCCACAGGAGAGAUUGCAACUCCUGCAAAGCCCUUUGUCAGACCAACAGCUGCGCCAACAGACUACACUGCUGAUUCUUUGCCUGAUCCAAUCCUAUACCGUCCCUUUCGCCAUGGCCCCAAUUUCAUCACAAUGGGCAUCAGAAGGCUCGACUGGGACCGCUGGAUCGAGAUGGACAAGUACUACCCGCACUAUCACGACAUCAAAGCAGCUGAGCUCAAGAAGGAUUUCGAGGGCCAUGUCAAGUUCGUCGAUACGCCCGAGUUGCGUCUUGCAUGCUUUGAAGUGUACGAUGAGGUCACGGGAUAUCUAACCGAAAGGUAUCCCAACAUCUUCUCAAUUGCAGACGGUUUCCUUCGUAACGCUGUGACUGGCGAGAAGUUUGCGCACCCCCCGAGUAUGUCCUUGGCUCUCUUUGCCCCUCUCCUCCAAGUUUCUUUCUUUUCUAGACAACAGGUUGCUAACAAAAUCCCGGUAGCUGAUCCCCAUACGGCAAUGGCAAAUGCUGCUCUAUGCGUUCAGGAAGAUCUCAUCAUCAUGGCAAAAGAAGACGACGGACAAUAUCAUCUGGAUGGCGCUGCUGUCUGUCUGCCUGGCUUUUGGCGGUUGCGGGAGAAGUAUCGCAUGUCCUUGGAUACGCUACAUAUCGAGGCAGGCGUACCGCAUUACCAGGAGAAGCUGCAGAAGUCUAUGAAUCGCUACUUUGAUAAAAUGGGCCCGGAAAACACCAUUACACGAAACAACAUGACGGCCUUCACUGGUCUCAUAGAAUGGGCCCUCAGAACGGAAGCGACCCAGCCUCUUCGACAAGCCUGGGUCAAGGCCGAUGAUAACGGCAUCACGAUCGAGGACCUACACUUCCGAUCUGAGCGCCAGACUCUGCGACGUCUUCCCAAAUCAGGUGUCCUACUCUUCACUGUCCGCACUUACUUUGAGCCCAUCUGCAAGAUCGCCCAGGAGCCACACGUCCCAGGCAGAUUAGCUGAGGCAAUCCGAAGCUGGGAUGACUCAGUAUCACACUACAAGGGUAAAUCUCACUGGGACAAGAUCUUGCUGCCUUAUCUUGAUGAGCAGCACAAGAAACAGGAAUCCAGCGGUCUUCUGACCGAGGUUCCUGAGGGAGAGUUCCCACUCUAG